This is a messenger RNA of Didymodactylos carnosus, 297 nucleotides long. The record is from the annotation of a GenBank genome assembly. NCBI's taxonomy places the organism in Eukaryota, Metazoa, Rotifera, Eurotatoria, Philodinida, Philodinidae.
AUGAAACAAUGUCUUGUUGUUGAAGAAGAAUUAAGUAAUAGUUUAGUAAUAGUCGAAAAUCGAUUUCAAGCGUUACACGUGCAUAGCGAUAUUAAUGUGAUUGCGAAUGAAGCCAAUGAUUAUCGACACGAAUGUUUGGCUGAAGAAGAACUGAUUGAAAAUCUCAAGCAAGUCAUUCAUCGCUUUAUGACUCGUACUGAUCGUCGAUAUGCAUAUAAUACACGAAUGUCUUGGUCCACUGAUCAUGGUCACUACAAUGUAGUUCUUUCCAUCGAUCAAUCUGUUCCUCGAAAAUAA